UUUUCGGCAGGAGCAGCAAGCAGGUGCAGGAUUUACCUUUUUCGGCAAAUGAAUGGGACAAUGUUGCCAUGGAGACAAAUGCAAUUUUGAGUGAAAGUGUUGUAGACCAGCGGCAAGCAACCCUGCAGGAAUUUUCUGAUGUCAUUGAUUCAGCGAGCAAGAACCUUGAUGGAAUCUUGAAAGAAAUUGGAUGGAGCUUUGAAGAUCUUCAGAGCAAGGAAGCUCUAGUGACAUGUCCAAUCAACCCCCAGCAUAGAGUGGUAGAAUCAUCUCUUCAGUGUCACAUUGAUAGAUGCAAGUGGGCCCGGGAUGGAUACACCAGGGAAGAACAGGAGGAAGCAGCAUCUUUGGAGGCCAACAGGUUCUUCUAUGAAAAUAAAAAAGAUGUGCAUGCAGUUGAGCUUGAUGCAGACUGUCAGAGGGAAAUCACGUCCAGAUUUGUAGGCCCGUCCACCAAGACGUUUCCCCGGACCAUGGACCGUCUUGACGCAGAGUUCAGCCCUGACCAGAGGCUAGCCAUCUAUGAGAAGGUCAGAGAGAAGAGUGAAGGUCAAAGCCAGGCAGACAAACUUGACCUUGAACUCACCUUUGACCCUGAAAAGAAAGAUAAUGACGACAAGAAGGAGACAACCCAAACUCACGCCGAGGCCCUGGCCGAGAUGAGAGACUACCGGCGACGUCGACAGAGCUACAGAGCCAAGAAUGUCCACAUCACUAAAAGAUCCAAGACCGAUGUAAUGAGAGAGAUCAUUGAAUCUCAUAUGAAGUUCUUAGAAGAGACACAAAGCCCGUCAAAGAGGAAGAAGAGGAAAGCAGAAAAAAUGAAAGAACCCACUCCGGAUCAAGAGAGGCUAGCUCCUCCAGAGAUCAUACGAGGGAUCACCAUCGACGUCGACGAUCACGGAGCAGGGAUCAAAGCAGUAGAAGAGACGAUGACCGAAGUCGCAGCACAUCACGUAGCAGGGAUGGCAAAUCACGCCGUCACAAACAUCGUCAUCAUAGUAAACAUAAACAUAAAAGUAAACAUAGAUCACCUCCAUCUGUAGAAAAUGUUGAAUGAUCAUGUUUUUAAUGUAGAUAUAGCCUUAAACUUUGUCCAAGCUAUUUUGUGUUGUAUUUUACCAAGGUUGUAGUGUAUCUCAAUCAUGAUUUACAAUUUAGUUCUAUAUCCCUACUUUAAUUAGAGCCUGGAUCAGACUAGAUAUAAUAUACAAAUAAAAAAUGUUUGCAAGUGCAUUAAUGAAUAUGCAUGGCACGCAGGCCGAUCACAGUAGCAUGAUGAAUGAGACUAGUCAAGUUCAUUGUCCGUCUCAUUGGGCUUAGCCAGGUGCAGUGCUUAUCACUAAUGCAUGAACUUAAAACAUGUAUUAUUUGUUUCCUAAGACUUGAGAUAUUGACAGUUGUUAUCACCAAAAUGCACUCCCUGUGCAUAUGGUAAAAAUUAAAGGUAAUACAAAGUUUUGGUAAAUUUUGAAAAUUGGCUGGAUAAUGAUUCUUUACAAUUUGAUAUACUUGGAUGACCCAGUGGAUGUAUCAUAAGCACUAGAAAAUUUAGCCCCUAAAACUCUUCUGCUUUCGAGAAAAAUUGAAUUUCAAAAUUUACCGGUGC
This is a messenger RNA of Strongylocentrotus purpuratus (purple sea urchin), 1609 nucleotides long. RefSeq names its product U11/U12 small nuclear ribonucleoprotein 48 kDa protein (gene snrnp48). The record is from RefSeq and is a predicted model, not a curated record. NCBI's taxonomy places the organism in Eukaryota, Metazoa, Echinodermata, Echinoidea, Camarodonta, Strongylocentrotidae. Gene Ontology annotation, cellular component: cytosol; nucleoplasm; U12-type spliceosomal complex. The coding region runs from base 69 to 1046 and encodes 325 amino acids. The transcript is spliced from 9 exons.